Messenger RNA from Nematolebias whitei (Rio pearlfish), 2025 nucleotides. Its product is annotated as probable G-protein coupled receptor 153. Gene Ontology annotation, cellular component: membrane. The coding region runs from base 1 to 2025 and encodes 674 amino acids. The transcript has 5 exons. Gene Ontology annotation, biological process: G protein-coupled receptor signaling pathway. NCBI's taxonomy places the organism in Eukaryota, Metazoa, Chordata, Actinopteri, Cyprinodontiformes, Rivulidae. The record is from RefSeq and is a predicted model, not a curated record. Gene Ontology annotation, molecular function: G protein-coupled receptor activity.
AUGGUGGAUGAGGUAACCACCAUGAAGGAUGAUGUCAUCAAUGCCAACACGUUGGCUUGGCUGGUCUGCUCUGGCGUGUCCAUACUGGCGAAUACCUGGAGCAUCCUUAGCGUCAGUGCCAAGCAGAAAAAGUGGAAGCCACUGGAGUUCCUCAUCUGUACCCUGGCUGGGACACAUAUUCUCAACAUGGCCAUCCCCAUCACCAUGUACUGUGUAAUAACCUUGCGGCGCCAGCACUCCAACUAUGAAUGGAAUGAGGGUUUGUGCAAGGUGUUUGUGUCUACCUUCUACACAUUAACGCUGGUCACCUGCUUCUCUGUCACCUCGCUCUCCUAUCACCGCAUGUGGAUGGUACGCUGGCCUGUAAACUACAGGUUGAGUAACACCAAGAAGCAGGCAGUGCACACUGUGAUGGGCAUCUGGAUGGUGUCCUUCAUCCUGUCCACACUCCCAGCAGUGGGCUGGCAUGACACUAUUGACCGUUUCUACACCUCCGACUGCAGAUUCAUUGUGACAGAGAUCGGCUUGGGCUUCGGUGUGUGCUUUCUACUGCUGAUCGGUGGCAGCGUGACCAUGGGUGUCAUCUGCAUUGGCAUUGCUCUCUUUCAGACCUUCUCCAUUCAGACAGGCCACAAGGCUGACAAAAACAAGUUCAAUGUUCCCACCAUUGUGGUGGAGGACGCUCAGGGGAAGCGCAGAUCAUCCAUCGAUGGAUCGGAGCCUCUUAAGACGUCGCUGCAGAUCACGUACCUGAUCAGUGGCAUUGUCUUCAUCUAUGACUUCCUGACUGGCUUUCCCAUUCUGGUGGUGAGUUUCGCCAGUCUUAAGUUUGACCGCUCCUACAACUGGAUGGUGUUGUGUGUGCUGUGGUGCUCCAUCGCUCAGUCCAUCUUACUACCCAUGUUCCUCUGGGCUUGUGAUCGCUACCGGGCCGACAUCCGCAUGGUGUGGGAGAAAUGUGUCGCCAUCAUGUCUAAUGACGAAGUGGAUGAUGAAAACAGCCAAGAUGGAGGAAUUCAUGCUGACUUAAUAUAUGACAGACCAUUUGACUAUAGCUCGGCGCCUGAAAUCGUGACCAUAGACCGUAAUGCCAAGUAUGAGUUCUCAACCUUAGAAGGGGGGGUUCUGCAAGGGUAUCCAUUGAGGGAACAACAGGAAGAUAAAAUGCAGUAUUUGCAGGUGCCCCCUACAAGAAGAUACUCCCACGACGAAACAGACAUGUGGACCAGCGACCGGAUCCCCUCAUACCUGCAGCAAUGGGGCUCCAUCGAGGACGUGAUAGUGAGUGCCCAUUACAGCUCCACCUUGCCGCGCCGCGAGAGGCGCAGGAGCAGCCUGGUCUCCUACCACGAGGAGAGCCACUAUCACCAUCACCCUCACCGCAAGCGGCGGCGAUCUGAGGAUAGCAUGCACUCCCUCAGGCACCUGCCCCGCGUCGUAUGCGGCGGGGAGCGCUACGAGGACGAACUGCGGUGCUUCAGCCGCGAUGAAGUAAUCAACUUUAUAGAUGAGACUCCGGUGCCAAGCCCCAGGAAAAGCCCACGGCGCAUAUCCACCAUAUCCCUCGUCCCUAAUGUGUAUGAGCAGCACGCAGUCACGCUUCCUCACUUUCCACUCACAGACUUUGAGUGUGAGCCUCAAGCUCUCAGGCGAUCCUCAGAACACAGAAGGAGCAGCAGCAGGGGCGGCUCGCCCGAGGGUUCACCUAAACCGGACAGAUCUCCUGGGAAAACAAGCCACGGGGCCUGUGGCUCUGGAAAAGGCUGCAGAGAACGCCUGCAAGAAGGGAAACAGCAGGGCGACAUGGGCUCACCUGGGUGCAGCCAGCAAACUUCAGGGCACUCUAGCAGUAGAUCCAGAACAGGUAGGGGUCCGGGCUGUAAUGCAGGAGCUGACUGGGAACACCAAAAACAUCUCAGUAAAGCUGAAAGUAAAGGCAGCACUAACAGCUUUGUAAGCUCCCCCUCAGCAUCAUCUUCAGGGUACAUCACAUUUCACUCUGACUCUGUAGGAUCUACCACCUGA